GGGGCGGGGCGGGGGCGGCCGGCGCGGGGCCGGGAGGCGCCGGGAGGAGCCGCCCGCAGCCGCCCGCCAUGGAGCCCAACAGCCCCCGCAAGAUCCAGUUCACGGUGCCGCUGCUGGAGCCGCACCUCGACCCGGAGGCGGCCGAGCAGAUCCGACGACGCCGACCAACUCCUGCCAACCUGGUUCUAAGCAGUGACCAGUCGUCCCCAGAGAUUGAUGAGGACCGGCUCCCCAACCCCCUGCUGAAGUCAGGUCUGGCCAUGUCGCCCAGGCAGAGAAAGAAGGUCUCCCGCACCACCCCGACCAUGAAAGAGCUCCAGAUGAUGGUGGAGCAUCACCUGUGCAAGCAGGCGCAGGGCGAGGAGGAGGAGGAGGCGGCCGCGGGGAGCCAGGACCGGCACAGCCCCGGGUGCUGCCACCACGGUGACGCAGAGCACAGCCACAGCCCCGGGGGCACCUGCCCCUUGGCCCGCACCCAGCCCCCGCCCGAGGGUGGCCCCGCACCCACCGCGAAGGGAGAGGCGGCGGGCACCCGCGCAGACGCCCGGGGGGACGGACGGCAGAGCCUGGCUGCUGAGGGCGCCCAUAUAUCACCGAAGGAGGCUGUGGGCAAGGGCGCUGCCACCAGCCAGUAGGUGCCACCCAGAUGGGCAGGAGCAAGGCCAUGGCCGGGCCAAAGGAACCGAACCGCCGUAUUUUUUUUAAUGAUUGUUUUUUUAAGAUUUCGACGGCUGUUUUGGGUGUUUGUGAUGGUUUUUUUUUUACUGCUGCCCAGAGGCCUGCUGAGGGCCUGGCUUUGGGGAUGAUGAUGGGCUGCCCAUGCCAUCUCCUUGCCUGCCCCACCGACGGGCCACCGGUGGCCGGGGACACUGGGCAGCACAGCCUCGAGCACGGCCUCCCCUCCCCUGCCUCCACGCUUUGCCCCGCUCAGCUGAGCUCCGGGAUUGUCCCCAUUCACUGCCAGUCCUGGGGUGUCACCCACAGGCCACCUCGAUGCCCCCUCCCUGCCACUGUACCCUGGGCUCAGGGUUUGGGGGAGGGCCGGGGGGGGGACACGAGCCCGGCUGAGACACGCAGCCCCUGAUGCUUCUGGGGACCGUGAGCGGACACGCAGGAGCUGAGCCCUGCAUGGCACGUGUGCACGAGUGUGCAUGCACAUGCAGGCCGGUGCACAGGUGUGAGCACGCACACGCACAGCAGUGCAUGCCUGCUUGUGUGUGUGCACACAUGUGAGCAUGCACACGUGUGUGUAAGAGCACAAGUGUAUUUUGGGUAUGAGCACGUGUGCACACAUACAUCUGUGCACAUCUGCGUGAGCGUGCACACACGCGUGCAUACGGGUGUGUGCACCCACGCAACCAUGCACACGCAUGCACGCACCCGUGUGCGAGCUCACAGGCACUUCGCACGCGUGAGUUUGCAUGCCUGCACAUGUGCGCACGUGCACACGCCGGGCUGGGUGUGCAGGCGCCCGCGAGCAUGAGCGCGCGUGCGCCAGGCCCGGGCGCGCCGCGCCGGCAGCACUGGCUUCGCAGAGCACCUGUCGCGCGAACCUUUAUUAAACGGAUCCCCCUUCUC
Messenger RNA from Rhea pennata, 1578 nucleotides. RefSeq names its product protein phosphatase 1 regulatory inhibitor subunit 1A (gene PPP1R1A). Gene Ontology annotation, biological process: intracellular signal transduction. The transcript is spliced from 7 exons. Bases 69 to 635 code for a protein of 188 amino acids. Gene Ontology annotation, molecular function: protein phosphatase inhibitor activity. Gene Ontology annotation, cellular component: cytoplasm. The record is from RefSeq and is a predicted model, not a curated record. Lineage: Eukaryota; Metazoa; Chordata; Aves; Rheiformes; Rheidae.